Messenger RNA from Eucalyptus grandis, 1155 nucleotides. RefSeq names its product E3 SUMO-protein ligase MMS21. Lineage: Eukaryota; Viridiplantae; Streptophyta; Magnoliopsida; Myrtales; Myrtaceae. Bases 137 to 904 code for a protein of 255 amino acids. Gene Ontology annotation, molecular function: zinc ion binding; SUMO ligase activity. The record is from RefSeq and is a predicted model, not a curated record. Gene Ontology annotation, cellular component: nucleus; Smc5-Smc6 complex. The transcript is spliced from 7 exons. Gene Ontology annotation, biological process: double-strand break repair via homologous recombination; protein sumoylation.
UCCAAAAAGCAGACACAUUCGAGCCCGAGCUUGAACUUCUUCUACCUUCAGACUCGUUCGAGACGGAGCGACGAACCGAAGAAUCCGUUCGAGACCAGCAUGCAUAAUCAGUAGAGGGAGAUCGAGACAAGCUCAAAUGGCGUCGACAUCGGCGUCGCGGGCUGGCGGCGUCGCCGGACGGAUCCGGCACGCCGCCGUGACGCUCCAGGACGACAAUCAAGCUCUCGUCGCGGAAAUUCUGAAGGCGUUCCGCAUGUUAAAGGAAAUUGCCGUUGCUCUGGAGAAAGACAACGAGACUCAAAAGGUGAAAGAACUUGAAAAUGCCGCUGUGGAGUUGCUGCAAACUUAUGAAGAUUGUACACAUUUGUCAACAGCCAUCAAAUCUGUUGGUGAUACAUAUGAGCCUGGUGCUGAGCUAACUGAUUUUGGUAAGCUGUUUGACAACGAGAUUGCAAAGCAAAAUUCAAAUUCAUCAACAGAUCCACAAAACCACCCAUUAAUACGCCAAUUUAGGGAAGCAGUGUGGGAUGUUCAUCAUCGUGGCCAGCCUAUGCCUGGUGAAGAGCAGGAUGAUGUCGUCAUGACCAGUACCCAGGGCAAUCUUUUGAAUGUCACUUGCCCAUUGAGUGGAAAGCCAGUUACCAAAUUGUUGGCUCCUGUUCGCAGUGUGGAGUGCAAGCAUAUAUAUGAAAAAGAGGUUAUCUUGCAUCAUAUCAGGUCCAAGGGUGGGAACUCAAAGUGUCCUAUUGGAGGUUGCCCUAAGGUACUGUCAGCAGAUAAAGUGAGUUGCGACCCUGUGUUACUUUACGAAAUCGAGGAGAUGCGCAAACGGAAUGCCGGGACUGAAGUCGUCGAAGAUUUCACUGCGCUUGGUGAAGAAGGAGAUGAUUCUGACUGUUGUUGACCAAAUUUGCCAACUGCUAAAAAGAAAUGACUUUGUACAGAAGAUGUUGACUUAAAUCCAUCAUCACUUUCUAUUUACUGUCGCUUCUAGCGUUUCAUACUUCUUUUGUCCUCCCAUUAUUGUGGGAGGUAUCUAACAAUUAUGUCGGUAACUGCCGAGGAUCGUUGUUCAAGCACAUAGAAAAGACUGGCCACAUGCCACAUUAAAGUAUUCUUGGUGAAAGCUUCAGUCUUGCUGUUGCCCUCUCUGCA